AUGGCUUCAUGGAAGUUUCCGCGGACCGCAGUCGUGACGGGGAACUGGGACGUCCGCGUCUCCAGUGGAAAGGAGACAGGAUUCGCUCAGACGGCCGCCAUCAAAGUUGUCGUUGGGGCGGAAAACGAACAGCAAGAGUUCUUCGUCCACGAGGGUCUCAUCUGCCCACGGUCCCAGUGCUUCGAGAAGGCCAUGAGCGGCAAGUGGCACGAGUCCGACAAGAAGGAAAUCACACUCUGCACCGCUGAGCCAGCUACCUUCGCCUUAUAUAAUGAGCUCCUCUACUCUGGUAAUCUUCCAGUUAAAGAUCUCAAGCAUGCUUCGCCAGAAGACGAAUACAUCCCCCUAUGCAAGCUCUAUGUCCUCUGCGAGUACCUCAUUGACCAUAAAUCACAAGACCUCGUUCUUCUAGCCAUCUCCGCUCGAUUCAAGCAGGUGGGGAAAGAUGGAAAGCAGUAUCUCCCAAGCAUCAAAUGCGUUAAGAUCAUCUACGGCGGCACCCCCGAGGAAAGCCCAGCUCGCAACAUGCUCGUUGACUUCUAUUCCGACCACGACGAUGGAACGGCUCUCUCUGGGACAUACGGCGACGUGCCAAAAGACUUCCUGUACGAUCUAUCCAUCAGCGUGCUUCAGAAUCGCCAGAUGCCAAUGGAGUCCCAGGCACAGCAGGAUAAGUACAAGGAGCUGUCGAUGCAGAAAGAGAAGCAGGAUUCUGAAAUGGAGUCGCUGCGCCGGACCAUCCGGAACUUGAAGUCUAGGGGGGCGAGCGAUUCAGAGAUGUUCGAUCCCUCGCCAGCGUCAAGUAUUCCAAGCUCCGACCGGGCUUUGUAUCAUGCCGAUGCCGAGUUCGGUCUAAGGUACACGAAUAUGUCUGGCAUCGGCCGUUGA
This is a messenger RNA of Lindgomyces ingoldianus, 888 nucleotides long. RefSeq lists its product as uncharacterized. Lineage: Eukaryota; Fungi; Ascomycota; Dothideomycetes; Pleosporales; Lindgomycetaceae. The coding region runs from base 1 to 888 and encodes 295 amino acids. The record is from RefSeq and is a predicted model, not a curated record. Gene Ontology annotation, molecular function: protein binding. The transcript is spliced from 2 exons.